CCCGCUCUCACACACAGGGCAAAGGUUGAACGCACUUCACAUCUGCCUGAACAAAUCUUGAUUGGCUUUCAGGUUAAUGAUGUCAAAGAUCACAUGAUCCUCUCUAAGCGAAAUGACGACUCUAUGGUGAACUUCUCCUUUAAAUUAUCUCUCCUUUCUGAUUGGUUGAUGGGGCGUGGCCUACCACAAAGCCUCAACCUUGGUUUGAUUAUUGACAGUGCAGUUUAGUUUCUCACACACAUCAUUCCCGUGGUUGGAUAGAGGAGUUGGUGUGUGUGUGUGUGUGUGUGUGUGUGUGUGAAUGAGUGUUACUGUGUGUUACAUUCCUGCUGGGAUGGGUGUGGCAGAGGGACAGAGAAAAACAGAGAGGGAGAGAGAGAGAGAGAGAGAGAGAGAGAGAGAGAGAGGGUAGGAUAGAGAGAAUGGGAGGGAGGGAGGGAGAAGGGUCGGCUGCAUUCCAGUACAUCACCUGCCUCAGGGGGCUGAUGAUCAGGUGUGUCCUUUGACCCAUCUACCCAUCAGGUGUGCCCAUCUACCUGAGAGGUGGGGGGGGCGGGGCCUUAGGAGUUCAGUGCCCUUCACCAUGGCAACAACCUCCUCUCUGCUUGGCCGAGGCCUGGUCCUGGUGGAGUUUCAGUAUGAGUACCAGGGUCGGGAUGGGGAGCUGGUCUCCAUCAAGCCCAAUGAGCGCUACGUCCUCCUGGCUAAGUCCAACGACCACUGGUGGCAUGUCCAAAGGGACAAAAACUCAAAGCCCUUCUACAUCCCCGCCAAGUACGUCAAGGAGCUGCCGGUAGAUUUCCCCUCGCUUCUGGACUUUUCCGCUUCACCCAGUCCUGAACAGGUGCUGGUUCCUGUUGCAGCACCUGUUCCUGUUCCUGUUCCUGUCCCAGUUCCUGUACCUGUUCCUGUACCCGUUCCUGUUCCAAAGACUCUGGAGGAGCCAAGUGCGGCCAAGACCAAACCAGGUGAUGAGGUGACUAUUCGACUCCGACCUGAUGCUUCCACCGGAUACCGCAAGACUGAGAACCGCAUGUCCACAUUUGGUGUCCCACUAGAAUUUCAAGAUCUGUCGCCGCCGGUGGCGCCAGUGCAGCGACCUCCGAGCGACCCUUCUGCUGCUCCUGCAGAGAAUACAACCACCAGUGGGACUUCAAACAUGGCCGAAGAUGCUCUAAGCAAAAAACAUAGUUCAGGAUUUUUGGAAGAUCAGAGGGACUCCGGAAAACCUCGAGUUCCUAGUUUCAGUCCAGCAGACCCGCUGUCCACAUCCCGGCCCCAUACCCAGCCCAUCCCGGUGGAGACACCGAUGGUCCCUAUGGUUCCCCCAUACAAUGACCACAGCGGGUGCUUACCUUCUACAGGUGACAACCAAGACACCCCAAUAGAGCUAGAGGAGGAAGAGGAGGAGGAGGAGGAAAUGGCGGAGGAGGAGGAGGAGAUCAGUGUUGAGAGUAGCACUGGUGAGGAAGAUUCUCUAAAGGAGGAUUCACAUCACCACAUCUAUGAGUCCAUCCAGGACCUGAACCUGGACAUUGAGGCUCUGGUUGGAGGACGAGUGAGUCCUGGAGAACCACCUGAACAUGCACCUGCACCUGCACCACCACCUACCCUGCCCCCGACACAGGGCCCCGGCUCGCUCGACCAUAAAUCCCCCAUCUACGCAAAUGUCUCCUCUUUGAAGAAAACAUCUCUGCCACAGAUCUUGGUCUCCGUCCCUGCGCUGCCCUCUUCACCCCCUCCUGAAGAACCGCCUGCGAUUCCAGAGCACACCCCCUCAUCCUCGGUUUCCUCCUCCGGGAUGAUAAGCCCCGCCUCCCCCGUCAGCCCACUGGAUGGAUGGCAGGAGCACACCGACAAGGACACCGGGAAGGUGUUUUACUUCCACCCCGUCACCAGACAGACCACCUGGUCCGACCCCCGGAGCCCUCCGUCCCCUCCUGCCAGAGACAUGGACCAGUCCAGGAGGAGUGAGGGGGAGCAGCUUACCUCGCCCUCCCCUCUUCUCUCCCCAGCCUCCUCUCAGGGUUCCUGUGGUUGGGAGCAGCUGGUGGACGAGGUCUCAGGGAGAUUUUAUUACUACAACCCCACCUCAGGAGCCACGUCAUGGACCGCACCUGAGCCGCUAUCCCCCUCCUCCCCGUCCUCCCCUCGAGGAGGCCCGCCUCCACUGCCAGCUGAAGAUUAUCCUGUAGACGUACCGAAUGACCACAACGACGCUGUCUUCACAGUGAAUCCUCAGCCGCAUGUGAAUCUGAUACCGAGAGCUCAUCUGGACCUGAGGGAUGGAAACAGCUCCCAGUGGAGGCUGCAGGAGGGUUCGCAAUUGACCCAAAGGCUGAUGGGAAAUGGAGUUUCUGAGGAGGGAACAGCUUUGCAGGUUAAGAACUGGAGACACAGCGUUGCAGAAGAUACGUUUGCUCCGAGCCACAGGAGAAACAUCUCUGACUUCACCGAAAUCGCUAACAGAAGACACUCCCCCGACAGUCUGCAGUUCUCUGAUCGGCACAGACUGAAGAGGAAUCUAUCCGAUCGGAGCACAGGCUCCCAAGAGCUGAGUUGCCACCUGCUGGAGAAAGCAGGAAUCCUCAACAAGACCAAAGUAGCUGACAAUGGGAAAAAGAUCAGGAAGAACUGGAGUCAGUCCUGGACGGUCCUUCAUGGUGGGAUCCUCACCUUCCACAAAGACCCCAAAUCUGCUCCAACUGGAAACGCUAGCAAAUCGUCACAGAUUGUUCCAGAAUACACCGUCGAGCUGAGAGGAGCCUUGAUUGGCAGGGCCUCCAAGGAAAAGUCAUCCAAAAAGAACGUUUUAGAGCUUAAGACUCGGCAGGGCUGCGAGUAUCUGAUACAGUACGACACCGAGAGUAUCAUCAGUGAUUGGCUCAAAGUGAUACAGGAGAGCAUCCGACAGCUGGAUCUGGUGUAUCUGUCUGAGGACGAGGACGAAGUUGACAAUGCUUCUGACAAAGAGGACAAAGACAGGAAGAGGACAUCAGCCAGGGUUUCAUCGGGAACAGCCGACACCGAGCAGAGACAUGUUCGGACCAAGCUGCGACGUUUCCUCCAGCGUCGGCCCACGCUGCAGAGCGUCAAAGAGAAGGGCUACAUCAGAGACAACGUGUUCGGCUGUCACCUGGAUACGCUCUGUCACAGAGAAAACACGACCAUCCCCAGAUUUGUGGAGAAGUGUAUCAGAGCAGUGGAGAGGAGAGGUCUGGAUGUGGACGGGAUCUACAGAGUGAGCGGGAACCUGGCUGUGAUCCAAAGACUACGACACAAAGCUGACCAUGAGGAGCAGCUAGACCUGGAGGAUGGACAGUGGGAGGAGAUCCACGUAAUAACUGGAGCUCUCAAACUCUUCCUGCGGGAGCUUCCAGAGCCGUUAUUUCCCUUCAGCUGCUUUGAGAAGUUCAUCGCUGCAAUCCAAGUCCCAGACUACACCCUGAGAGUCUCCUACAUGAAGGACCUGGUUCGCUCCCUGCCUCUGCCUAACAAUGACACCAUGGAGCUGCUGUUCAAACAUCUGCUCAGAGUGAUUGAGCACAAGGAAUCUAACAGGAUGUCCUUUCAGAGUGUUGCCAUUGUGUUCGGCCCCACUUUGCUCCGCCCCCAGACAGAGUCGGCCAAUAUGACGAUCAACAUGGUGUUCCAGAGCCAAAUAGUGGAGCUCAUGCUCAAAGAGUUCCAAACCGUUUUCUCAAAAUGAGCUGCUCUGGAACCUUCAAAACCCUCUACAGGGCCUCUUGGAUGCCCAAUGAGACCUGCCAAAGAUCUUCCAAAGUGUCAAAGAACCGUCAUAAUCUUUGGAUCAAAGCUUCACCUUCUCUUAAGUUCAUCAGGAAGUGAACUUGGACUCAACUGGCUAAAGAUGAUUGCCUCUGACCACUGUGCCUUAAAUGACCCAGAUUGAACUUAAGAGGAACUACUGAGUGAACCUGCAGACAUUCCCAAGCCUCUCUCAAACCACUGUGCUUUAUAUGAUGGAACCAUCUAGAGUCCUGAACUGGUAUUGAAAGAUUAAUUAUUUGUCAGGAUCCAAUUCAAAACCAACAAAAACACUUUUCGGCACCUUAAAAAGACUCACAUUCCCGGAAGCAAAACCGUCCGGAUAAGUUCAAGAUGCUCCUAGAAAAACAUCAUCAUCUCUUGAAACAGACAGUGGAAUACAACUGUCUGACCUCAGUGCAGUGAAUGGACUAUGUCGAAUUUCUUGCUUUGCAAAAGGAUUGAUCCUAAAAUUCCCCAUCUGCCCUUUUUAAAGGUUCAAGAACAAAAAAAAGAACAAAUUCCUGUGGAAUUGGCAUCAGAUCACAAGACAUCUUCAAGGCCCUCUCUUAAACAAUGUGUUUAUCCUCAGUGCAUUUUCAUGUAGACCUUAGAUGGCGCUCUUUCCUUUACAUUUUAUUGUGGAAUAGAAUCAGGAACUACAGGAACUUUAAAAGAAGUUAAGAGGACCAAGGAUGUUUCCCUGAGGGACUCCACAAGUUAUUGAGGAGGAAUCACAAAAUGUUAUUUUUUGUUAAAGGAAUAAUUUUACAAGAACAUUUUUUACUUUUGUAUUUUAUGUUCUGCUGUAUGAAUGAAUUCUAGAAAUGAUCAUCUGAACAAUGCUGUAUGUUUUUAUUGUGGUAUUGAAGUUUUAUGUAUUGCAGAUAUAGAACAAAGUUAACAUGGAAAUUUAACAGAUAAAACACUGUACAUAAGAGGGUAUUUUACUGACCUUUAAUAAAAAUGAAAAUGAUGUGAAAAA
Messenger RNA from Labrus mixtus (cuckoo wrasse), 4753 nucleotides. RefSeq names its product Rho GTPase activating protein 27, like (gene arhgap27l). Gene Ontology annotation, cellular component: cytoplasm. The record is from RefSeq and is a predicted model, not a curated record. The coding region runs from base 584 to 3709 and encodes 1041 amino acids. The transcript has 22 exons. Gene Ontology annotation, biological process: signal transduction; regulation of GTPase activity. NCBI's taxonomy places the organism in Eukaryota, Metazoa, Chordata, Actinopteri, Labriformes, Labridae. Gene Ontology annotation, molecular function: protein binding.